Molecule: messenger RNA, 1353 nt
Organism: Gadus chalcogrammus (walleye pollock)
Lineage: Eukaryota; Metazoa; Chordata; Actinopteri; Gadiformes; Gadidae
Product: calcium and integrin-binding protein 1-like
Exons: 7
Coding region: 127-693 (188 amino acids)
Molecular function (GO): calcium ion binding
Source: RefSeq, a predicted model, not a curated record
GGAGAGAGAGAGAGAGAGAGAGAGAGGAGAGGGUCAGCGGCCAGCAUUACUCAGAGAAGGUGAUCCAGCUGUCGGUGCUACAAGUUGAUUACAGACAGAUCGCCUUCUGCGAUCACAUCCACCAACAUGGGAGCCACAGCCAGCCACCUCGGGAAGGAUCUGCUGUCGGAGUACCAAGAGUUGACGUUUCUGACCAAGCAGGAGAUUCUUCUUGCCCAUAAGCGGUUCACUGAACUGCUGUCCAGAGAGGAUAAAAACCUUCCAGACCCCAGGGCUCCGACAGAGGCCAUCCUCACGCUGCCCGAACUCAAGUCCAACCCUUUCCGAGAGAGGAUAGUCCGUGUGUUCUCGACGUCGGAGUCAAGGGACGGUCUGACCUUUGAGGACUUCCUGGACCUUCUGAGUGCCUUCAGCGACUCGGCCACCCUGGAGAUCAAGUCCCACUACGCCUUCCGGAUCUUUGAUUUUGACGAUGACGGCACUCUGGACGAAAACGACCUGGAGAAGCUGGUGAACUGCCUCACCGGGGAGACAGACGAAACCCGGCUCACCCCGGACGAGAUGAAGCAGCUCAUUAGCAAUAUCCUGGAGGAGUCUGACAUCGACAAGGACGGCACGGUGAACCUCUCCGAGUUCCAGCAUGUUAUUUCCAGAUCGCCAGAUUUUGUCAGUUCUUUCAAGAUUGUGCUGUGAAGAUGUGAAAGAGCUUUGGAAACAGAUCUACUGUGUGAUUCUAAUUCUAUACUUGUUCCUUUUCGAUAAUGUUAGGCAGUUUUUAAACAUGCAAAUACUUAAUUUAUUUUUCUGUGAUUUUUUUACUGUACAAUGUUGUGCAAUGCAAAGAUCUUUUUUAUCGUACUAUUUUUAACCGUUACUUAUCAAACUAAUAAUAAACUUGUGUAUUAAAGUUCCCUAAACAAUGUGGAUGCGUCUAGUUUUACAUGAGAAAGCCGACUGAAUUAUAAAAGUAAACCUUGUAUUUAAUUGACAAACAGGAUAUUUUCAGCUGAUGCAAUUCUUGGAGGUCCAAAGUUCGAGGUCCAUUGUCUGUUAUCACCAAGGAGAAUCCACAGGUGUGUGAUUUUAACAAUGCGCCACUUCCUCCUUGGUUGCCAUGGCAAAAGUGUUCCAAGGCCCGCAGACAACAUCAACCACCCUGAAGCCCUCCUGCCUGAAGAAGUCCACGCAAUGAGGCUCGUCUGAGCUCGAUGCUGUCCCGUGACCUAGCUGGCCGUACUCGCCUGAAAACAGACGGAGAAACAGAAAAAAAACAAAAAACAUAGUACAAUGUAAAACUCAGCCUACAUCCAUUUAAAAAAUGUCGUCUAUUUUGAGAAUUGUUUUACUCUUACC